This is a messenger RNA of Lolium rigidum, 1781 nucleotides long. Its product is annotated as peroxisomal membrane protein PEX14-like. The coding region runs from base 100 to 1524 and encodes 474 amino acids. The record is from RefSeq and is a predicted model, not a curated record. Gene Ontology annotation, molecular function: signaling receptor binding. Gene Ontology annotation, cellular component: peroxisomal importomer complex; peroxisomal membrane. Lineage: Eukaryota; Viridiplantae; Streptophyta; Magnoliopsida; Poales; Poaceae. Gene Ontology annotation, biological process: protein import into peroxisome matrix, docking. The transcript has 10 exons.
ACGCUCAUCAAUUGUUCAGUUCAGCAGCCGUCGUCUUCCUCGUCGUCGGCCGCGCUCUCGAGAUUUCGUGGUUGAUGCGGCCGUGAGUUCCCUCCCCCGAUGGCCGCGCAGUCGCCCAGCUCCUCGCCGCAAGAUGGCGCAGAUGGUUCUGGCGGGGGUGGGUCGUCCGACAAUCUUGUAUUUCAAGCCCCACAGGCAGUACGGGAGGAUUACAUACAGAAUGCUGUCAAGUUUCUCGCGCAUCCAAAGGUGAAGGGUUCUCCAGUAUCUUACAGGUACUCUUUCUUGGAAAAGAAGGGCCUCACCAAGGACGAAAUUGAGGAGGCCUUUCGUCGUGUUCCUGAUCCACAGCCAAACAGUACAGAUGCUACAGCAGUUGUUUCACAACAAGCAAGUAACCCAAAUCAAUCUGCUGUGGUGCAACCUUACACAUCAGUUCAAUCACCACUAGCAACUACUGGCUCUGUCACCACUGGUCAUAUCGUCCCACAAACGCGGACACAAUUUAGCUGGUUCCAUACACUACUAGGGGCUGGUAUUUUUCUUGGAUUUGGAGCUAGUUCUGUUGUCAUCAUCAAGAAUGUGUUCCUUCCUAGGCUAAAAUCUUGGACCCGUAGAGUUGUUUCUGAAGGAGAUGAAAAUGCAGACAAUGAACUGAAAUCCAAGCUUUAUGAUGAAAUUAAAAAGUCUAUGGAAGCUUCCUCAUCAGCCUUUUCUGCUAUUGCCAAAACAAACCAAGAAUUGCUGGCUUCAAAGGACGAAGAUAAGAAGAUACUUGUCAAGUUAACGGAAGCAUUGGAUUAUCAGGCAGAGGUGUUGAAAUCCUUGAGUGAGACCUUAAAUCAGACAAGGGAGAAUCGGUUUUCACAAUACAAUAUGUUGGAAGAGCAUGUUCAACCUGGACCAUGGAAUGGUCCAACCACCAAUUCAUGGAGAGCUUCCCAGCAAACCAAUAUGUACAACAUGACUCCAAAUGGUGAUUUUGACUUGGGAAGGCAGUCGUUCCUGCCAUUACCCGCGGAAUCUACAUCAGGAUCAUUUCCAAGAUCUUAUGUUGAGCAGCGGGUGCCGAGGCCUGGAUAUGGGUUCCAGCCCCAGAUGGGCAAUGACAGAUCAAACCCAGGUAUGCGGGAGGGCUACUACGGUUCUCCUCCGUACUACUCUGGGGGCAGCAAUCCAGUUGAAGCUCCAGCACCAGUACCAACACCAACACCAGUACCAACACCAGUUGUAGAGGAAAGCCCCUUCCAGCGUCGUUGGGUUCCCCCGCAGCCACCGGGCGUUGCCAUGCCGGAGGCCGCGGCCGCUAUUCGGCAGCCAAGGUCCCUUCCAAGACAAGAGUCACAGCCAGAGGCCGGUGCUGCUGAUGCUUCGAGACCGUCUGCCUCCACAGGCGGUGAGCAGAUGGACGGUGGAACUUCUGGUGCUGCGGAUGUCGGGUCGCCAAGUAGCAGUGCUGCUGCUGCUGGAACCAUGGACGGAGGGACCAAUGGUGUGAAUGGUGAAGGGGCCGAAGCCGCUUAAUCUCGACACAUAACUGUAUACUCUAGUUGUAAUCAGCAGUUCGUGUAUAGGGAAAAAUGUGAUUGCGAUUAUGAGUUAUAUUUGUAUCUUUGUUUUCACUGCGUACUUGUAUCUGGAAUUCUGCUUCAAAAAUCUUGUUUCUGAAAUUCCGACUAUGGAGAAGAUUACAGGAAACAGUUGUUUGUUAGCAAUGUAAACUGAUAAUAAGAGUGAUAAAACAAGCAUAGCUUCAGCUGUGAUCUUUCUCUGACCUUUAA